Messenger RNA from Ogataea philodendri, 1140 nucleotides. RefSeq lists its product as uncharacterized. The coding region runs from base 1 to 1140 and encodes 379 amino acids. Gene Ontology annotation, cellular component: inositol phosphoceramide synthase complex. Gene Ontology annotation, molecular function: inositol phosphoceramide synthase activity. Lineage: Eukaryota; Fungi; Ascomycota; Pichiomycetes; Pichiales; Pichiaceae. The transcript has a single exon. The record is from RefSeq and is a predicted model, not a curated record. Gene Ontology annotation, biological process: inositol phosphoceramide metabolic process; sphingolipid biosynthetic process.
AUGGUGAUCACCAAGCUUCUUCAGGAAUAUAGGCGAUCCAAGGAGUCCGGGAACACUCUCCCGUUGCUGAACACGCAAUGGAACCCGCUGACCACCUUGCGGAGUCUUGAUUUCCGUGAGAUACGCCUUUCUCAGUAUAUUCACUACACCAUCGUGGCUAUAUUCUUUGCAUUCGAGCUCUACAUCAUGGAAAUACCCGUUUUGGCCAAACCGUUGAUUGCGCUGACCCUAAUAGUAUUGGUGACCGUGCCCAUCACGUCCCAAUUUUUCAACUACGCUCUUCCGGUGCUUGCCUGGGUGUUUCUUUUCUUCUCCUCGAAAUACAUCCCGCUUCAAAUGCGGCCGCCGAUCACCGUCAAGGUUCUUCCCGGAAUGGAAACCAUUCUCUACGGCGAUAACCUGUCGCAGCUGCUGGCGUCCUACACAUCAACUCCAUUAGACAUAAUAGCAUGGAUUCCCUAUGGAAUAUUACAUUUUUCAUUACCAUUUGUGGUUGCCGCGUUGGUUUUCAUCUUUGGCCCCCCUAAAACACUGCGAGUGUUCUCGUUCACCUUCGGAUACAUGAAUCUCGUGGGCGUUGUGAUCCAGAACCUGCUUUUCGCCUGUGCUCCGCCGUGGUACAAAGUGUUGCACGGCCUUGAAAAAGCAAACUACUCCAUGAAGGGAAGCCCUGGCGGGUUGGCCAGAAUCGACCAGAUCCUCGGCAUAGAUAUGUACACGACCGCAUUCACGAACUCGCCACUAAUUUUCGGUGCUCUGCCCUCUUUGCAUUCUGCCUGUGCGAGUCUGGAUGCCAUUUGGUUGUCGUACCUGUUCCCCAAGUUUACUCCGUUGUGGUGUGUCUAUGUUUCGUGGCUGUGGUUCAGCACAAUGUAUCUGACACACCAUUAUUUUUUCGACUUGACGUUCGGGUGCUCGCUGGCCAUUGCCUCGUUCUAUUCGGCCAAACUGGUCGGAAAACUCGCCGUUAACGACAAAUUUUGCAGGUGGUCCUACGACAUGCUGAAUCUGCACGAUCCCCAAGUCGAAGAUCCGCUCGCAACAGACACAAGUUUCCUGAUAGAAGACGACCUAGACUUGGAGGACGACGGCUUUUUCGAUGACACCAGCAUCGAAAUGAGAGAUAUCAGUACUGCAUAG